UUAAUAAAAAGACUCUAAUAACAGAUUAAUGCUUGUAUUAUGGCCAUGGUUGACUCACAUUCCAGGACAACAUCACCGGUGAAAGCCUUUUUUAGUCGUAAAUCCAAUUGAGCUGUUGCCAUUGCUGGUUUCAAGCUUCUCGGAAAUACCUUCGCAUCUUUGUCUUGUGACCCAUUUUCUGAUUUGAAGAAGUUCAUAUCUUGAUAUUUUGCAACACCUCAUUAGCCUCAUAAUUAUCACUCAGAAAUUUCUUUGGCCUUUCUCUUUAAAACUAUUGAGUCAUCGUUAUUCCUUUUGGUGAAAUACUUUGAAAAAAUUGCAAACCCCUUUGAGUCUUAUCUCGUGGUAUGAGUUCAAUUGAGAUUCAUAAUCUAAACACCUUGUGGCCUUUCAUUUUGUUUCCUCCUUUCAAUAUGUAUAUACUUCCCAUAAAUUCUUCUGGCCUCUGUCCCUUCUUCACAGUUUCUUGGCAAGGUUAUCUAAAUAGAUAACUAACAUGCCGAGGCCAAAGUCAAACACAUCAGAUGCUGCUGAAUCAUUGGAAUCUGAAAGACCAAGUGAGCGUGAACAGUCAGUUGAGUCUGAUGAGAAGGUUGAUUUUGAUCAAGAGGAUGAUCCUGAGGAAAUAUUGGAAGAAGAAGAAGAAGAGGAAGAAGAAGAAGUUGAAUAUGAAGAAGUAGAGGUAGAAGAUGAAGAGGAGGAAAUAGAAGAGGUGGAAGAAGAGGUUGAAGAAGAAGAAGAGGAAGAUAUUGAAAAUGCAAAUGAGGCUGCUGGUGAGGUUGAAGAUCAGGAUGAGAAGAAAAAACAUGCAGAGCUUCUUGCUCGUCCUCCUCAUGGCUCUGAAGUGUACACUGGUGGCAUUCCUCAUGAUGUUUCUGAGGAAGAUUUGAGGAGAUUUUGUGAGUCUGUUGGAGAAGUUACAGAGGUUCGAGUUAUGAAAGGUAAAGAUUCAAAUGAGAACAAAGGCUUUGCAUUUGUGACCUUUAGAAGUGUAGAAUUGGCCUCUAAAGCUAUUGAUGAGCUAAAUAAUACCGAAUUUAAGGGUAAAAAAAUUAAAUGUUCUACAUCCCAAGCAAAGCAUCGGUUGUUUAUUGGCAAUCUUCCUAGAAGUUGGGAAGAGGAAGACUUGAGGAAGGUUGUAUCAAAGAUUGGACCUGGAGUUACUAGGGUGGAAUUGGUGAAGGAUAUGAAGAACUCAAGAAAUAAUAGGGGCUUCGCCUUUCUUGAGUACUAUAAUAAUGCAUGUGCUGAGUAUUCAAGGCAGAAGAUGAUGAACCCUAAAUUUAGACUGGGUGAUAAUGCUCCAACUGUUAGCUGGGCUGAACCUAAAAAUUCUGAUUCUUCUGCUGCUUCUCAGGUGAAGGCAGUUUAUGUCAAGAAUUUACCAAAGAAUGUAACACAAGAUCAGCUAAAGAAGCUAUUUGAACACCAUGGGAAGAUCACAAAAAUUGUGUUGCCACCAGCAAAGGCUGGACAAGAGAAAAAUAGAAUUGGUUUUGUACAUUUUGCUGAGAGAUCUAGCACCAUGAAGGCACUGAAAAACACUGAAAAAUAUGAAUUGGAUGGCCAAGUUCUGGAAUGUUCUCUUGCCAAGCCACAGGCAGAUCAAAAAUCUGUUGGAGGCUCAAAUUCUCUGAAGCCUGGUUUGCUUCCAACUUAUCCACCUCAAGUUGGCUACGGUUUGGUUGGAGCUGCCUAUGGUGCUCUGAGUGGAGGAUAUGGUGUUGCAGGGAUUGCACAGCCUUUAAUCUACGGAAGGGGACCAACUCCUGCUGGCAUGGCGAUGAUGCCAAUGCUUUUACCUGAUGGACGGAUUGGAUAUGUCCUGCAACAGCCUGGAGCUCAGCCCCAAAACUCAACAGUAAAUCAUAGGAACAGUAGGGGUGGUGGUAGGAGAGGUGGAAGUUCAAGCAGGGGAAAGCAAAGCAAUGAUGGGCGCAGGUAUCACCCAUAUUAAUUGCAUAUGGUUUAUUGUGAUAAUAGAGGUUACCUUGCUUGAAAGUCCCCUAAGGUAGUUUGUUUCUCAAAAAUUCUGUUGGAUUUAUCUAAUUUAACUUGUGUGAUUGGGAAUCCUUGUAUAUUAUAAGGAUUAUUUUAGAAAUCACUUGGUCUAUUUGUUGCUAUCAGUGCUUCUGCUUGUAUCUCUCUUUUUUUGUGAAAAAAAAAAGUUCUUGUAUAUAUGUCAUAAAGAAUUCAUUUACAU
Messenger RNA from Rubroshorea leprosula, 2203 nucleotides. The record is from the annotation of a GenBank genome assembly. Lineage: Eukaryota; Viridiplantae; Streptophyta; Magnoliopsida; Malvales; Dipterocarpaceae.